Adineta ricciae is the source of this 843-nucleotide messenger RNA. The record is from the annotation of a GenBank genome assembly. NCBI's taxonomy places the organism in Eukaryota, Metazoa, Rotifera, Eurotatoria, Adinetida, Adinetidae.
AUGAUCGACCUGGGAUCAUCACCCGAUAUAGUCGCUUUUCUUGAUCAACUGGAGAAUCAGGUAUUCGACAUUUGCUCGGCUUCAACUUCGAAAAUAAAUGAAUGGCGUUCAAAACUCGAUGGAAAAAAUAACGAUAUGAUUGAAACGUUGAAAGAACGCAAUAACAUCUUCAGUGAAUUAAGUAAAACGAAAGAGUCCAUCAACAAGAUCAUCAAAUGUUACAAUAUGUCAAUGAAGGCUGCAUCGUGUACAAUUGCACGUACAAUUAUCGAAAUGAUUCCACGUGAACAUCCCAGAAAAAUCCCGUCGGUUGUUGCAAAUUUUAUGAGCGAUCUUAUUAGCUAUGUUCUAUCCCAGGUCGAACAAUCCGGCACGGAAACGGGCGGCUCCAUGGUAUUCCCGAUGAGCGGAUCCGGUGACCGGACUUAUCGGGUUUCGAUCGGAACCGACAGAAACAUGUCAAAACCAGUAGCCGGAAAUGAAAUGGCGAGUUUCCUCAGGGAUUUUGUCGAAAAUUCAUGGAAUCCUGCUUCAGGAACCAUCGCCCUGGGUUUGACAUGUUCCUAUUGGUUCCCGCCCAAUCCAGAUAAAUUCGCCCUUUCUGUGCCGAUUAUUCGACCUGAGUAUAAAGACGAUAAAUUACCAAUUCCAGAUAUUGCUGAUGGUCAAUUCAAUCGUUCUGAUGCCUUGGCUCUCGCUUCAUUCUAUAAACUGACAUUGCCCAAUACUGAAUUUGAAUUCGUCACAAACAUCGUUCAUUUCUCUGCUGAUUCAACAAAUCUAUUUAACUGCAUGGAUUCAAACAAUGGUUUGAACAUGUCCACUACUAUGAUGAAUGAAUGA